Molecule: messenger RNA, 447 nt
Organism: Rangifer tarandus platyrhynchus (Svalbard reindeer)
Lineage: Eukaryota; Metazoa; Chordata; Mammalia; Artiodactyla; Cervidae
Source: the annotation of a GenBank genome assembly
AUGGGUGCAGCCUGGCCAGGGACCGGAGACCUGCCGCCCGCUACAGCCUUGGAGGCCGGAGACUCGCCAGACGCACGGAGGCCGGCCCCGCGCGCGUUCGCCCGCCGCCCUCACCGCUCCAGCACCUUCCCCCGCACAAAGGAGACUCGGUUGGCUCCUGGGGAGCAGGUGGCUUUUAACACCACAAUCCUCGACUGGAUGCGAGAAAGGGAGGCAGAGCGGUGGGGAAGGACCAGACCUUUCGCAGGGGGCUUUAUCCGGCUGGCUCUGAGCCACCAGCUCAAGUACCCCUUUCACAGUCAGAAACGGGGAGCAGGAAGGAAGCCUGUCAGAGCUGUCAAGGAAGAGCUGGUCCCGGCAGACCUAGCCAUGUAUCCCAUCCCCUACCAGUACCCGGGGAAAAGGGGAAAAGCCUUUUGGAUAGGGAGCCUUGGUACGGAUUAUUGA